Messenger RNA from Benincasa hispida (wax gourd), 2378 nucleotides. Its product is annotated as methyltransferase. Gene Ontology annotation, molecular function: S-adenosylmethionine-dependent methyltransferase activity. The record is from RefSeq and is a predicted model, not a curated record. Lineage: Eukaryota; Viridiplantae; Streptophyta; Magnoliopsida; Cucurbitales; Cucurbitaceae.
GAAAAGCCAAAAGCAUCUUCACUUUCAUGUUCCAUUCUCAUUCUAUCAGCUUCCUAUCCACAUGGUGACCGGCUGAUCCGGUUGCCCACUCUCCAUUAUCUUCACCGUCGACCUUCCGAUUCCAUUUUCAUCUCCUUUUUCCACACACCAAAGACAACCACCACGGCCGCCGUCGCCUCUUUCUCACUACAAUUCCUUUAAAUUUCUUCCCGUCGAUCAUGACUUCCCAUUUCUCCUUCCUCCAUUUUCCAAUCUCCACCGCCGCCGGAGCUUCAGUCAAAGCCCUAAUCGGAGCCAACCACACCUCCUCCAGAUUCUGCUCACGCUAAAUCUUCUUCAGUUCAUCACACUGCCUUAUCUUCUCCAAUCCUUUGUUUGUAUUUCCUCUGUACUAGUAGAGCUUAAGUGGGAUAUAUGGGAUCCAUGUCAGGGAAGUUCGCUUCUCUGAGAAACCUUCUGGUCCGAGUGCUUCUCUUCUCUAUUCUUGUGAUUGUCGGUCGAUUCGCCUAUAUUGUGACCAUUGCCGGAGAAUCUUGUAGCAUCGGCGACUUCUGUUUCUUCUCUUUGCCUGAAAAUUUCAAUUUCAUGAUCGCCGGCGGCGGUGGUCGUGCCGGAAGUGCGGCUUUGUUCACGGACAAUGCCGAUCCUCGCGUCAUCGGGCCUCCUCGUCCGGAUCUGUAUUCGAGUGAAGACUGGAUCAAGACCGUCCAGUUUUACUCCUCCGUUUUCCAAGAUCUCAUUACCGAGGGCUACUUAUCCCCCAAUUCGAAAUCGUUGUGCAUUGAAACCCCUGGCGGAGCUGAUGUGUCGGCUUUGAAGGAGAUCGGCGUUUCGGAUUCGGUCGGGAUUUUCAAGAAGGCGUCGAAGCCUCUUGUGAUUAAGGGCGAGGCUCAUCGGAUUCCAUUCGAGGGUAAUACCUUUGACUUCGUGUUCUCCGGCGGAGGUCGAUUGGAUAUUUCCCGUCGGCCGCAUGAUUUUGCUUCGGAGAUUGCUCGGAUACUGAAACCCGAAGGGUUUGCGGUGGUCCAUGUGAGUGCUAAAGAUACGUAUAGUUUCAAUUCAUUUGUUGAUUUAUUCAAUUGCUGCAAGAUACUUAAAUCAAAAGAUAUAGAUAUUGUUCUUCCAUCAAUGCCUUUUACUCGUGAAUAUGUAUUGAAGAAAGAGUAUAGAAUUCUGGAAAAUGGGUUGCAGAAACUGGAUGGAAAUGGAGAUGGAGAUUUUUACAAGAAUUGCUCUGUUCCUGGGUAUAAGCUAGCUUUGGUACGAAAUGCUGAGCCACUGAUAUUGGAGGAGCCAUUGAAGCCAUGGUUAACUUUAAAGAGAAAUAUACAGAACAUCAAGUAUUUGCCAUCAAUGGCCGAAAUUAGCUUCAAAAAUAGGUAUGUCUAUGUGGAUGUUGGAGCUAGAAGUUACGGCUCCAGCAUUGGGAGUUGGUUCAAAAAGCAAUAUCCAAAGCAGAACAAAACCUUUGAAGUUUAUGCCAUUGAAGCUGAUCAAACCUUUCAUGAACAGUAUAAAUCAAAGAAAGGAGUGACAUUGUUGCCUUAUGCUGCUUGGGUGAGGAAUGAGACAUUGGCUUUUGAGAUCAACAAAGACCCAGCUCAGGAGAAGGAAGAUAAAGGAGGCAGCAGAGGGAUGGGCAGGAUUCAACCGGUCCAAUCUUCGAGCAAGUUCGAUGGUGAGGUGAAUCAGAUUCAAGGGUUUGAUUUUGCCAAUUGGUUGAAGAACACAGUAUCAGAAAAGGAUUUCGUGGUGUUGAAGAUGGACGUGGAAGGAACCGAGUUUGAAUUGAUUCCGAGACUCUUUGAGACGGGAGCGAUUUGUUUGAUAGAUGAGAUGUUUCUUGAAUGUCAUUACAAUAGGUGGCAGAGGUGUUGUCCUGGGCAAAGGAGUACAAAGUAUGAGAAAACAUAUUCUCAAUGCAUAGAUUUAUUAGCAUCUCUCAGACAAAGUGGAGUUCUGGUUCACCAAUGGUGGUAAACAACAAAACAUAUAAUACAAUUCUUUUGGAUAACAUUUUUUUCAAAUUGUAUCUCAUUUUACACAACACCCCACCCCACCCCCCCAAGAAAGCUGUUGUUAACUUCAUUAUUGCCAAGCAUCACAUUGUUUUUGUUUUAAGAUUAAGUUGCAAGUGUAAAAGUUGUUCUUAUUUUUAUACAAAAUCCCCCAGUUGGUGUCUUAACGUUCUGUGUGUGUCUUCUUCUGCCAUGUUUUUUUUCUUCAGCUGUAGCCAUGGAAAUGUACCUUGACAAGAUUUGUUCCAUAGGUUAUUCAACUGUAUUAUGGCCUAAUAGGUUAUUCAACUGUAUUAUGGCCUAGUAUCAACAGCUUGGAUUAGUCCAAUUCCAGCCAGAAAUGAUAGUGCUUGGCCUGCA